UUCUUCAUCCUGUUAGUGUGCACCACUUGUGUGGGUACUCACUCUUUUGAUGUCUCUUGCUCACAACACCCUCUCCAGUGCUCUUCCUCACUUCCUGUGCAGCAUCGCUGCUCACUCUAUUUCUUCAUCCCCUUUUCAGAGUCAUCUAAUUAUUGGUUCCAACCAUACCAAUUCUUACUUGUAAAGCAGCUUUCCAAGGAAAUGGCUUCCAAAAACAAAAUUGGAUACAAGUGUCGCAUAGGAGGUGUUCUGCUUCUCCUCUUGGGCAGUAUUGCUGCCCUUGUUGCGGUUGCGGUCAUCCAGGACUCUUGGAUGUCCAAAGAGUACAGCAAAGAGUAUGGGAUAGUGAUAGAUGCGGGUUCUUCACGUUCCAAUGUGUAUCUGUAUGAAUGGCCAGGAGAGAAGAAGAAUGACACAGGAAUAGUGACUCAAAACAUGAACUGCAAAGUAGAAGGACCUCCUAUCUCAGAGAUUAAAGAUGACCCAGAGAAACUUAGAAAGACGAUGAAAGGAUUCCAAGUAUGUAUGGAUAACAUAACCAUGCGCAUUCCUGCUGAAAAGCACAAAACAACACCUCUGUUUUUGGGAGCAACUGCUGGAAUGCGACUUCUCCAUGAAAUAGAUGAACAGAAGUCCAACGAAGUCUUGGCAAGUCUCAGAAAAUAUCUGAGUUCACUACCUUUCAGCUUCCAAAAUGCCUCCAUCAUUACUGGUCAAGAAGAAGGGCUGUACGGGUGGAUCACAGUCAAUUACUUGAUGGGAAAUUUCUUGCAUGGAAACAUGUGGAACAGUUUUUUGCAUCCAAUGGGUUCAAAGACAGUUGGUUCCAUGGACCUCGGUGGGGCAUCAACACAGAUUGCCUUUGCCGUUCAGGAACUUGGCAAUGGGUCUGAUUACAUGCGAGUGAAGCUGUACGGUUACCCCUACAAUGUCUACACGCACAGCUUCCUCUGCUAUGGAAAGAAUGAAGCUGAAAAAAGGGUUCUGGAUAAAGUUGUACAGCAAUCAUCUGACCCAACUUACAUAAUAAACCCCUGUUAUCCAGAGGGUUUCAACUCAACUGUGAAAGCUUCAACGAUUUACGACACGGAGUGCACAAAGAAACCCCGAAUAUACAACCCAGAUCAGGAGUUCUUCAUGGUUGGAGGUGCAGAUUCAGAAAAAUGUGGGACGUUAGUAAAGUCCAUAUUCGAUUUCAAAACCUGUUCUGCGCCACAGUGCUCCUUCAAUGGCAUCGAACAGCCACCUGUCACUGGAGAAUUUAUGGCAUAUGCUGGGUUUUUCUACAUCGCCAGGGCUCUGCUGCUGAAUGGGACCUCAGAUCUUGAUCAGUUCAAUGUGUCUGUUGGGAACUUCUGCCAUACACACUUUUCAGAGCUGAAAAAACAAAAACCUUGGAUCAGUGAAAAAUAUCUGAAGACUUACUGCUAUGCGACACACUACGUCCUCACCCUCCUGACAGACGGCUAUAAGUUUGAUAAAGAAACCUGGAAAAAUAUACACUUUGAAAAGGAGGUACAGUCAACCGGAAUUGGUUGGAGUUUGGGCUACAUGCUGAGUAUGUCCAAUAUGAUCCCAUCUGAAGUGAAAGAAAUCCCUCCGUUGACAAAGGCAGCCUACGCUGGCCUCAUCUUUCUAUUUUCAGCAUUACUCAUUGUGACUGCUGUUGUGGUGUUUAUAUUCCUCGUUCGCACCUGCUACUGAGAAAGUAAGAGGAAAAAGGGAUUUCAGCUGGAAUUUUCUAUAUCUGUGUUGCAGCUGCAUGUGUAGUAAUGGUUAUAAAUCAAAAUGUCUUGUUUUGAAAAGUGAUUGUAAGAGGCAGGAGUCACACGAACACGAUGCAGUGGUGGAUGGGCCUCAUAUUUAGGAUUGCAGC
Messenger RNA from Menidia menidia (Atlantic silverside), 1876 nucleotides. The record is from the annotation of a GenBank genome assembly. Lineage: Eukaryota; Metazoa; Chordata; Actinopteri; Atheriniformes; Atherinopsidae.